This is a messenger RNA of Trichophyton verrucosum HKI 0517, 2529 nucleotides long. RefSeq lists its product as uncharacterized. The record is from RefSeq and is a predicted model, not a curated record. Lineage: Eukaryota; Fungi; Ascomycota; Eurotiomycetes; Onygenales; Arthrodermataceae. The transcript is spliced from 4 exons. Gene Ontology annotation, molecular function: protein binding. Gene Ontology annotation, cellular component: endoplasmic reticulum membrane. Bases 1 to 2529 code for a protein of 842 amino acids. Gene Ontology annotation, biological process: ERAD pathway.
AUGGCACUGUUUGGCCGUCCUCGCGCCAUAACGGCCGGAGCUCGAAAUUUACGGGAGGACCUCACAAACCGAGAAUCUAACCCUACGGACCUACCGCUCCCAGGCUCACUCGAUGUUGAGAACCCAGUGGCUAGAGCGAGAGGCAACAAUGCUCGCGAGUACUCUAUCGAUCAACCAGUUGUCGACACGGCAUUGAACAUCCUCCGCAAGAUAAAAGUCCCUACCAAGAAAUACGAACGUCCGUCUGGCAUCUUUGGUCAUGCGAGCUACUACGGCCGCGAGUUAUUUUACCUUUUGUUUAUGAAUGCACCGUCAUCGGAUCAGUUGUCAUCAAGUCGAUUUACCAAGAAAAAUGGGAAACUGGUGGAAGCAGUCCGGCUACUGGAGGGGGCUGCCCGUAAGAAUAAUUCAGAUGCUACAUUUCUCCUUGCCGAAAUGAACUUUUACGGAAAUUAUACCCACCCACGCGACUUUUCAAAGGCCUUCCGAUAUUACGAUGCGUUGGCGACCUUGACUGGAAACAGCACUGCGCAAUACAUGCUUGGGUUCAUGUAUGCAACUGGAAUCGGCGGGGUUGUGGAACGAGAUCAGGGCAAGGCGCUUCUAUACCACACGUUUGCUGCCAGGGGUGGCAAUACUAGGUCACAGAUGACACUGGCAUAUCGGAGAUACAUAGGAAUUGGAGCCGCUCCGGAUUGCGAUCAAGCGGUAUAUUGGUACAAGAAGGUAGCCGAUAAGGCGAUUGCAUGGUAUAGAUCCGGGCCACCCGGCGGUAUUAAUUGGCGUCGAGAGGCCUUCCGUUGGGCUGAUGAGGAAGGUGGCGUGUAUGGUGAGGGAGCCAGUGUGUCUAGUGCUGGUUACAACGCGAUGAGGGAUGUCCAUUCCAGUGCCGAUGCGAGCCUGGAUGAUGUGCUGGAGUAUCUUGAUCUCAUGGCUAAGAAAGGUGAUACUAAAGCUACCUUUGGCCUUGGGAAGCUAUAUUAUGAAGGAUCGCGCCAGCUGGAAAGGAGCUACAAGAAGGCCAUGAUGUAUUUCGUGGUAGUUGCAAGGAAAUACUGGACCAAGGACGGCUCUAUCAACCCAAGCCACCCACCAGGCAUUGACAAGAUCGCUGCUCAGUCUGCGGCCCAUAUUGGCCUGAUGUUCCUUCGUGGAGAGGGCACAGAGCAGAAUUUCCAAAAGGCCAAAGUCUGGUUUACACGAGGAAGAGCAAACGGUGAUGCAAUGUGCCAGCAUUAUCUAGGGCUGAUGUACUUGCAUGGCUAUGGCGUCGAACAGGAUGUAAUGAAGGCCGCUUCAUACUUUAAAGCCGCAGCGGAACAGGACAACUACUACUCCAAAACGCGGCUUGGAGCGCUGUUCCUUGACCAGGGUGAUGUUGUCACGGCAUCGAUAUAUUUCGAAGCAGCCGCUCGGCAUGGGGGUAUGGAAGCCCUCUAUUACCUCGCCGGAAUUGCAGACCGGGGCCUUGGCGGACAGCGCCAUUGUGGAGUUGCCACAGCAUACUACAAGAUAGUCUCCGAAAAGGCCGAAGGCAUUCACUCCGCUUUUGCCGAAGCGAAUGAUGCUUAUGAGAUUGGAGACAAGGAGCUAGCUCUGAUCAUCUCUACCAUGGCAGCAGAACAAGGGUAUGAGAGCGCCCAGGCAAAUGUUGCAUACCUUCUCGACGAGAAGCGGUCUGUUUUAUCCCUUGACCCGAUUCUUCCAUGGGUAAGGGGUGGACGCUCGUCCUUAUUGCGCAACGCAGCCUUGGGGUUCAUAUACUGGGCCCGCUCUGCUAAACAAGCCAAUAUAGACUCGAUGGUGAAGCUAGGAGAUUACUACUUUGAAGGCUAUGGCACAAAGAAAGAUGUUUCUAGAGCGCUCACCUGCUAUCAUUCCGCAGCUGAAGGCCACAGUGCCCAAGCAUUUUGGAACCUUGGCUGGAUGUAUGAGAACGGCCUUCAUGUUGAGCAGGACUUCCCCAUGGCCAAGCGGUAUUAUGACCUUGCCUUGGAAACGAACCAAGAGGCAUAUUUCCCAGUCACACUCAGCCUUCUUCGACUGCGUGCUAGGAAUUUCUGGAAUAAGGUGAUACGAGGGAAGGCUAAUACUAUCAACGCAGAACCAGAUGUAAAUACUCCACGGACAUUUAAGGAGUGGAUAUCACACUUUAUCAACUAUAAUGAAGAGGAAGAAGCAUACCAGAGAGCACUCCGCCAACAAGCUGCUGCGGACCCUGACGCCAUCCUAGAUGAGGCCGGACAUGCGCACGCUCAAGACCAAGAUCUCAAUUACUAUGACGAGGAGUUUGACGACGGUAUCCUAGAGAGUCUUAUCAUAAUUGGGCUUGUUGCUACUCUGGUGCUUCUAUUGCACUUCCGCCAACAGCGGGCGGCUCGUCGUGCCCAAGAAGCAAACAACGCCAAUAAUCAGCAACAAAACCAAGGGGCUGAUGGUGCCGGCAAUGCAGCAGAAGAUAGGGGCUUCUUCCCACGACCGGAUGACCCCAACUUUGCAGCGUGGGUUGCUGGAGGACUCGGACGGUAG